GGACUAUGGCAUUCUGGGAAAAGAGACCUAUUUCAGAGGUGUACAUAAAUGAACUUUAGCCACUAAUUACGAACUGCUAUAAGGAGCAAACUGGAUUAAUACACCUUAUUUUGUCAAUUUGGUGACAAUGUCAUGGUUAUAUCUAAAAGCUAAAUGAAGGUUUAUGUGUCCUCUAGGUGGCACUAGAGGAUCAUGGAUCCUGACGUUGUCCGCAUGUAUUCCUCCUCCCCCCCUCCUCUCGAUGAGGAUGGAGAGGAGGAAGACGAAGACGACUUUGGUGAGUUUGGAGGUUACUGCUGUGACGUGUCAUCUAGUUUCAGCUUCUCAGAGUACGACACGCCCGCUUCGUUUGGUCAGUCGUUUGAGACGGAUACCUCACCUCCUGACAGAUACAACACAUUUACACUGAGUGUCGGUCAGCCAGAAAAAGAGUUGGCACUUAAAGAGGAAGAAAUGCUAAAGGACCGGGAAGCUCCAAAUCUCAAGUCACUGGUAUGUGCAAGUGAUGAUUCUGUGGACUCUGGGAAUGGAAAUCUGGAGACAUCUAAAGUUCUUCUCAAUGGUCCUUUAUCCCCUGACUUACAGGGGGAGUUCUCAGUGGACUCUGCUACAGGGAAGCAUAUCACCUCAGAGCGUCAGGAUUUCGAAGAUGAGCACAGCAACAACCCAAACUGCUUUAGUAAUGGCCCCAUCACUUUUUGCUCUGGUAAAGAGUUGGUGUUGCCUACAGUAACUAGCACCAAAAGCACAGAAUCUGUGGUAGUAUCUAGAGCGGAGGAUUCCUGCACAGUAUCUGAUAAAGCAGAGGAUCCUAUUGAUUCUCGUGAGAUACUGAAGGAUAGCACCUCUCAGACAAAGGUGUCUGAGGCUGUGGACACACUGGCAGGAGAAGGGGUUACUGAAACCCAGGAAGGUGAUUUCAGUCUGGAAGUUGAGGAACAAAUCAACAAGGAAAAAACUGAAAAGGAGGAAACAGAAGUUGUUGUGCUGUCUGGUACUUGUGGACCUUCUAGUGCUUCCUUUUGCAAAAUACAGAUACAGAGUCACUCUGAAGUAAUGGAAGAUGUUGCCGAUAAAUUGUUGGCACCGGUAGCAGAGAAUGUUCCAAUGUUUGAUACGAAGUUAAAGGAAAACUUUGAGAACUGUAACAAGGUUCCAGUAAGUCCUGUGGUUAAAGGACCCAUUGUGGUUCCUGGAAAAGUAGAACUGGAAGAUUUUGAGGAAAUGUGCUUGCCUGUAGUUGACCCAACAGAGGGGAUAGACCACGAUGAUGAUGCAGAUCCAGAUAUAAAGGAAGUUAAGAGAGUUGUAGUUCUGUCUUCAAUGGAUUCAGAUGAGGACUUUGGAGAUUUCAGGGACGACACUCAGGGUUUUCCAGACAACAGCCAGACCGAAUCCUUGAGUCAGGAGGGAUUUGCUGACUUUGUGACCGCACUAUCAGACUGCUCCUCGCAUGAUGAGUUUGCAGAUGCAGACACCCUGAAGGACUUGAAGGAAGAAGAUGAACUGGCUGCAGAAGAUGAAAAUGAUGAUGAUGUUAAUGAUAACGACGAUGACACUAAUAAUCAUGGAACGAUAUGUACAGAACUGCCCCCAAGCGAUAGCUUUGCAGAUUUUAGUUCGGCGCCGUUUGGAGGACUAGCAAGCACUACUGGUGAAAGUUGGGCAGAGUUUGGCCAGCAGGAGGAGUGUGAAGUACAGCAGGAGUCUUGGGUAGCAUUCGAAGAGGAACAGAAAAGUAUUGCGACAGCGCCCUCUAAUGAUAGCCUCCAGAAUGACAAUGUGUUGAAAAAAACUGAAGUACACAAACUGCAGUACCUUUUCCAAAUCAAUUUCCCUUUGGAGAUGGCUCCCGAGCACUCGGAUGUGCCGACCCUUCAGGCCCUGCUGGAGCCCCAGGACCAUGUGGAAAACAGGGAGUCUGGAGCCAUGUGGCGCCACCUGUUGGACAUCCACAAUGCCUACGGCCUCAAAGUGCAAUGGGUCGGCUCACACAGCAACAGAAUUCUGCUGGACUGCCUGGGAAUCUACAACAUUCUGUUUACUGGUCAGAACAAGCAGCCUGUCAUUGUACCCAUGUUUGCUGCCGGACUGGGUAUGCUUGAACCUACCAAAGAGCCUGUGAAACCCUCCUCCAUCUUUUCCGAAUCUUCACCUUUUCAGGGACGAUCCGCUCUAUGCACUCGGGUGGCGUCCUCAUUAAGCUUAGAUGAUGACGCACCAGGGGGCGCUGUCACACAACUCAACCUCGAUUUCUUUGGGCCUGUGGAGGACAGUAGCUCAGAUAUUGACACUGAGACACCGAUGCCAGGAGUGGAUCCAGAGUUGUAUGAACUGACCACUGCUAAAUUAGAGAGCAGUAAUGCUAGCAGUAAUGUAGCGGACGCUUUCACCAGACUAAUGGAGACCGCUGAAAAGAGUAGCACUGUGACCAGGAAGCCCGAGCGAGACGGAGAGAUAAGUCAGGAGGCAGCGCAGGUGAUCUCUCUCCUCCCCAAUCUGUCUUUCAUGCACGCAAGGGUCCUCAUGUUCCCUUCCACCCUGACUCCAGCGACCAGUCACCCAUGACGUUCCGCCUCCAGCCAGUUUUCACCUCAGCGGCUUUCAUCCUCCAGUGACCUCUGACCUCACCUGAACCCGUACCGCAGGUUCAUUCAUAACAACAAGAGAAAGCACCGUCACUUUCUCGAGCGCUGUUCAUCUUUUUUGUAGUGCAUGUUUUUGGUCUCAAUCCUUUGUCUUACGUCUUUGUGCAACAUUUAGAUUAAACUCAAACUGUGUUUUUUUUUCCUCUGAAAUUUCACCUGUGUAACAGAAAAACAACUGCACAUUUUAUUACUUGAAAGCUCACUAACUUAUUAACAGAACAGACUGACGGAUCGUUAGAUACCUUUUGCUUUGUGCUCCUUAAAUUUUUACUUCAUCGCAAAUCUUCUCGAAGUCUCCUUUCAUUCCUAACUAAGGUAGACGAGUAUUAGACAUUUCCUUUGUUGUGUGUUGAGUCCGUCUCCUUUAACCGAUCGACGAGCAUUUCUUCGAGAAUGUUACUAAAGACAUGAGUUUUUAUUUAUAACCGCUACCAUUAGGUAAGCAGCUGUCUAUUUAUUAUGUUAUAUUAUAUACAUUAUCCAUCUUC
Molecule: messenger RNA, 3136 nt
Organism: Tachysurus fulvidraco (yellow catfish)
Lineage: Eukaryota; Metazoa; Chordata; Actinopteri; Siluriformes; Bagridae
Gene: aftphb
Product: aftiphilin b
Exons: 10
Coding region: 193-2568 (791 amino acids)
Biological process (GO): intracellular transport
Cellular component (GO): AP-1 adaptor complex; trans-Golgi network membrane
Molecular function (GO): clathrin binding
Source: RefSeq, a predicted model, not a curated record